AUGAACAAGUUUAAGAAAUCUCAAGUUCUAGUGCUGCUUGUUCUAGUUGUUCUUCUUGUCAUCACACCUUCUUUACCUUCCUCUCUGAGGCCAACCUACUUGUAUUUCAUCAUAAACUUUCUCAUCAUGGCACUCUGUGCUGAAGCUGGACUCCUUUCAGUUUUUUCUAGGCCUUUAGAAGAUAAAAAGCAACCUGCUUCUGUUACCACUAAACCUGUGAUGCCAGCAGAAGCCACUUUUGAGAAAAGUGAAGGUUCAAAUUCCACCCCUACAGUUGUUGGUGCUGUCUUAGAACAUGCUGAAAAGUCUGCAUCUGAGAGGGUUGUUUGUGUCACCAAAGUGGACAUGGUGCAAAAUUGUCCUUCAAAGCCUAGCCUAUUCGUCAUAGGGAGUGGAGAAGCUGAUGAAGAAGUCAUGGAUGAAGAACUUGAAGCAGAAGAGGAGUUUGGAGGAGUUAAUGGGCAAGAGCUGUCUGCAAAAGCUGAGGCCUUCAUUGGAAACUUCUACAAGCAACUGAAGAUGCAAAGUGAGGAAUCAUGGAUUUAUCAAAAAGCCUUUUAG
This is a messenger RNA of Sphenostylis stenocarpa, 561 nucleotides long. The record is from the annotation of a GenBank genome assembly. Lineage: Eukaryota; Viridiplantae; Streptophyta; Magnoliopsida; Fabales; Fabaceae.